AUGGCUCCAGAGAAGGACAUUUGUCCUACAUUACCAAGAAUUUCCAGCAACUGUUCUGAAGGAAGUUCAAAUAAGCCUGUUAAUAAGUAUACUGAUGUUCAUUUGCCACGAUUUUCAUUUAGGCAAGGGAUGAUCCCUAGACAUUAUGUUAUGCCUUGGAAAAUAAACAUGAAAUUCAGGAAUGUGAAUCUGAAGCAUGCAGAUGCUUGUGGGAUCUAUGCUGGCACAUUAGAAGACACACUCUUUCUGGAACACAGUGAAAGACUUUGCCAUGGGGAAGAUCGCAAAACUGUCUUGAAGAAAGGCCUCCCAGAUAUAAAAAUUGCAGAUAUGCCUCUGCAUUCACCUCUGUCCAAGUACCAAAGCACUGUGAUUUCCCAUGCCUUUAGGAGGCGACUGGUGUGA
Messenger RNA from Condylura cristata (star-nosed mole), 405 nucleotides. It is a transcript of the gene SPMIP10, whose product is annotated as testis expressed 43. Bases 1 to 405 code for a protein of 134 amino acids. The transcript has 3 exons. The record is from RefSeq and is a predicted model, not a curated record. Lineage: Eukaryota; Metazoa; Chordata; Mammalia; Eulipotyphla; Talpidae. Gene Ontology annotation, biological process: flagellated sperm motility.